AUGGACGGUACGCUCAUAAUUCAUUUUUCUUAUAAAAACGACGUGACGUACGUAGGCACCUUCUACGAACUACAACGUACAAGCUACAGUACAGACUACGAAGCCGCAAGUGUUUCACAGCGACCUCCAUUGGCAGCUGCAACUCCCUCCCGAUUCGCACAAAAAGUGAAAAUGAAGUUUCUGGAUUGGUACCUGAAGAUUUCGUUAGUAUCAGCUUUGGUCGGAGCUUCCAUGGAGUGUUUUAUGAUCAAAACUGGCUUCUAUGACAAAGUGACUGUUCUGGAGUCAGAGAAACGGGCUUGGGAGACUUCACCAGAAUCUCAGGCAAUCAGAGAAGCUCUCAAUCCUUGGAGAAAUCAUGAUACACAAGCAAGAAAAGAUUCCUAGCUCUAUGUUGCUGCAAUUUGCUUCCUGUAUGGUUUAUUUCUUUGAUGGUUUAGUGGGAUGUUGGUAUGGAAACUUUGUUUCAGAGAACCAUGAAUUUUGUUGUUUUGAGGAGCAAUGCAUCAAUUCACAAAAUAGAA
Molecule: messenger RNA, 524 nt
Organism: Juglans microcarpa x Juglans regia
Lineage: Eukaryota; Viridiplantae; Streptophyta; Magnoliopsida; Fagales; Juglandaceae
Exons: 4
Coding region: 1-387 (128 amino acids)
Source: RefSeq, a predicted model, not a curated record